Vombatus ursinus (common wombat) is the source of this 678-nucleotide messenger RNA. RefSeq names its product elongin-A-like. Lineage: Eukaryota; Metazoa; Chordata; Mammalia; Diprotodontia; Vombatidae. The record is from RefSeq and is a predicted model, not a curated record. Gene Ontology annotation, molecular function: protein binding. Bases 55 to 678 code for a protein of 207 amino acids. Gene Ontology annotation, cellular component: elongin complex; nucleus. The transcript has 7 exons. Gene Ontology annotation, biological process: transcription elongation by RNA polymerase II.
GAAGACUAUGGUGCCCUGUGAGCCACUUUCCGGCACUUUAAAAGCAAAUAAGUUAUGCUUUCUUUAUACAAACGGUGUAUCCAUGUACUUCAAAACAAUAUCGAUGUGAUCCAUGAAGUUGGUGGCGUCCCCUUUGACGUCCUCGAACCAGUGCUGGAAUGCUGUACCCCCAAACAAUUGUCAAGAAUAGAGGAUUAUAAUCCGACCUUUAUCAAACUGGCUGAUCAUUUGUGGAAGAGACAUUGCCAGAGAGAAUUUAAAAACGAGCAGCGCCAGGAUGAUGAAUCAUGGCGUGAAAUGUACUUUAGGCUUUUUGAUCAGAGAGAGCAAAAAUUGAAGACCCUCACAAAGAACAUCAUUUUGUCGCAGUCUGAAAAACCCAAAGGGCAUCUGGUCGAAAUGGCCUACGUUCAGGGUGUGGCAAAACCUCCUAGAGAACUCAGAGGUCAUCCAGAGAGAUGCGGUUCAUCUACAAUUCCUCUUAACAAACUCAGCAAAAGAAAGCUUGCAAAUGAAGAGAGAAAUGAUUCAGAAAGUGAUAGUGUGGCAGCAGCAAAUACCAGUGCGUCUGGGGAAUCACAGCAAGAUGCAAAAAGGGUGAAAAAAAUUGCUCCUGUGACGGCCAAAUCCCUGAAGACAUUUAAGAACCAAGCUGGACCGUGGCAGAGCCGAUUCUGA